This is a messenger RNA of Rotaria sordida, 1824 nucleotides long. The record is from the annotation of a GenBank genome assembly. Lineage: Eukaryota; Metazoa; Rotifera; Eurotatoria; Philodinida; Philodinidae.
AUGGCAAGUUCUACAACGAACAAUACUAAUAAUAUACCUAAAAGCAAAGUUCCUGGUUCUAUCACUCAAAAUGAUCGACUUCUUGAAUACGAUUCAAAGACAUUGAAUUUGAUCGAUGGAACAUCAACAACAAAUACUUCUCAUGAUUUAAUUCAUUCUCAACAAUUAAUUGCACGUAUGAACAAACUACGUAAAACUGAACAUCUUUGUGAUGUAACACUCAAAGUUGAACAAAUUCUCUUUCCUGCUCAUCGUCUUGUCUUAGCUGCUGCCAGUGAUUAUUUUGCUGCUAUGUUUACUGGAGAAAUGGUCGAACGUCAUAUGAAUAUUAUUGAAUUAAAAGGGUUUAGUGCUUCUGUAAUGGAAAUUCUUUUAAAUUCAAUCUAUGGUGAACCAGUUAUAGUAACAAAUGAUAAUGUUCAAGAUAUUCUUCCAGCUGCUUCUCUACUUCAAUUAAAUGGAACUGAUAUUCAACGACAAUGUGCUCUUUUUCUUGCUAGUCAUCUUGAACCAGCAAAUUGUUUGGGCAUUUAUUGUUUUGCUGAUUUACACAAUUGUUCACAAUUAAAACAAACUGCUCUAUCAUUUAUUUGGACACAUUUUGCAGCUGUAGUCCAUAGUGAGGAAUUUUUAACAUUAAAAGCAAAUGAAGUUGAAGAUCUUAUACAAUCUGAUGAAAUUGAAGUACCCAAUGAAGAAAUAAUCUAUAAUAGUGUUAUGGCUUGGAUAAAACAUGAUCAAACAUUUCGUCAACAAUAUUUAUUAACACUUCUUCAACAUGUUCGAUUACCAUUUCUUAGUGCUCGUUUUAUUACUGAUAUUUGUGAUAAUGAACUAUUGAUAAGAUCAUCACAUAAAUGUCGUGAUUUACUUGAUGAAGCAAAACGAUAUCAUUUAAGACCAGAUUGUCGAAAAUUAAUGACAGGAACACGAUUUACUAGUCGACGUGGAAAAGAUGAACAUCUUAUCGUAGCUGGAGGUUUUGGUGCUCAUCAACGACCUGUAGACAUUGUUGAACGAUGGAAUCCACGUACAAAUGAAUGGACUGCUUUACAGCCAUUAACGAAACGACGUCGAUAUGCAGCAGCAGCAGCUAUUGGUAAACGUCUUUAUGUUGUAGGUGGCUAUGAUGGACGACAACGUAUGAAUUCUGUUGAAUGUCUUGAUUUAUUACAAGAAAAUGCUACUUGGCAACCAGUCGCUUCACUGACGUAUCGACGAGCACUACCUGGUGUUUGUGUUCAUCAAAAUUUAAUAUAUGUAUGUGGUGGAUUUGAUGGAUCAUCUCGUUUAGCAUCAACAGAAUGUUAUGAUGAAAAAACUGAUGUAUGGACUAUUGGUGAAGAUAUGCAUGUAGGCAGAGAAGGAGCAGGUCUUGUAUCUAUUGGUGAUCAUCUCUAUUGUAUUGGUGGAUAUGAUGGUCUUACUUUGUUACAAACAGUUGAAAAAUAUGAUAUUAAUUUGGGUCGAUGGUCACAAAUGGCACCAAUGUUGACUCCACGUUCAGGUGCUGGUUGUGCAACAGUUAAUCAUUAUAUAUUUGCUUGUGGUGGAUUUGAUGGAACAAUUCAUUUAUCAAGUGUAGAACGAUAUGAUAGUCAAAUAAAUCAAUGGACAAAUGUGACAAGUAUGUCUGUUCGACGAUGUUAUUGUGGUUCGGCAUUUAUUCGUGGUCGGAUAGCUGUUAUUGGUGGUUAUGAUGGGACAUCUUUACUUGAUACAGUUGAAGUUUAUGACAGUGACAAAGAUGAAUGGAUGAUUGAAAGUCAAAUGUUAACACCUAGAUGUGAUUCGGGUUUUGCUUGUGUCGCUUAUCGACAAUAA